AUUUAUCAAGUUCAACACACGAAUCUAGAUUUUCUUGAAAACGAUAAAGGAUAGUUUACUACAAAACGCCAAACAUGAGAGUUGAAAAAGUCAGAGAGAAUAUUUUUCUUGCUAGAAUUCAACGAAGGGUAAUUUCGUAAUUUCCCUAGUCAUAGAUGAAGGUUCUCCGCCGUGUUCCUCCGUCGUAAUCAAAUAUAAUUCAAUGCAAUCAAACACCACACACAGUUGACUUCAGAUUCAACGGCAAAUGGGAUCUUCAAAAGAUCCCAACUUUCUCCUUUAAUCAACGACACAAAAAUCCCAAAAACAACUCCCUUUGCUUCUUUUUCUUCAUCACUUGAUUCACUUUAAUCGAUUUUCAGGCACCCAUCGCCGAUGGGUUGUGUGUACAGCUCAGAGUCCGGCAGCAGUCGAACAAACCUACCGACAGGGUCGUCUUCUUCUUCAUCUGGAACUCCAUCAAUAUCAAAAUUGCAGCUCAGUCCAGAUCUAACAUCUUAUCAAGAUGCUUGCCGAUCAGAUCCAGAUCUCCAGUCGUUGGAUUCGUCGCUUCAAUACCGAACAAGUCGGGUCAUAAAUUCUCUGGCCACCGGCGUCGAGGUCCGUUCACUUUCCCUUGACUCCCUUCGUGAAGUCACCGGAAGUCUUCUCGAUAUGAAUCAGGAAGUAGUCAACAUCCUAAUUGAAUCAAAAGAAGACAUUUGGAAUAACGAGGAAUUGUUUUCCUUAGUUAAAGAUUUCUUCGAUCUUAGUAUCCUAACUCUAGAUUUCUGCACAUCGCUAGAGGAUUGCUUGAAAAAUGCUCGAUAUAGCUUAUCAUUUCUCCAGAUUGCGAUCAAUCAGUUCGAUGGAGAUAAUGAUUACUUAAAAACCCUAGAACAGUUCAAAAAAUUCGAAGCGUUAGAAGGUCCAUUCUCCGAAGAAUUUUUCGAACUGUUUCAAUCUGUAUACAAACAGCAACUCUCAAUGCUGAAAAAACUACAAAUCCAAAAAGGUAAAGUAGACAAGAAGCUGAAAUCAGCAAAAACAUGGAGGAAAUUGACCAAUAUGAUAUUCGUCAUCACUUUCAGCACUGUGAUAAUCUGCUCUGUGGUGGCUGCCGCCGUCGCUGCACCAGCUGUGCUGACAGCAUUGGCGGCUGCAGCGGCGGUGCCGCUAGGGUCAAUGGGGAAGUGGGUUAAUUCGUUAUGGAAGAAAUACGAGACAGAAUUGAAAGGGCAAAGGGAGAUGAUUCGUUCAAUGCGAAUGGGGAAUUCGAUUGUGAUCAAAGAUCUUGAUAAUAUCAAAGCUUUAGUGGAUAAAUUAGGGAUUGAGAUGCAGGGUUUGGUGCAAAACGCCCAAUUUGCAAUCAAGGAAGAUGAAGAAGAAGCGGUGGCUCUGGCGGUUGAUGAAAUGAAGAAAACAGUGAAUGAUUUUGCAAAAACGAUCGAUGAAUUGAGUGAUCAUUCGGAUAAAUGUUGCAGAGAUGUAAGGAGAGCAAGAUUAGUGAUUGUUCAGAAGAUCACGAAGCACCCUAGUGGCUCAAUUUAGCUUAUGUUGCUUUGGUAUUCACUAAAAGGAACAUUCUGUUGUUAAAAAAAUUGUUCAUAUCCAUUGAAAAGAUUUUGACAUGCUUUUAUUUGAUAGGUUUUUGUAAGAGCCAUGAUGGCUUUGAGGUUGUUAUUUUCCUAAUAAUUUUAUGGAUAGGAAAGAGGGUCAUCAUAACCCCAUCAUUUUUUUUUUGCAGUA
Molecule: messenger RNA, 1728 nt
Organism: Lactuca sativa (garden lettuce)
Lineage: Eukaryota; Viridiplantae; Streptophyta; Magnoliopsida; Asterales; Asteraceae
Product: UPF0496 protein At4g34320
Source: RefSeq, a predicted model, not a curated record